CCCGGGACUUUUGUGAUCAGUUUCGCCCGUCCGCAUACCGUACCGCUCAACGUUUCUUGUGGAAAUCUUGAGAUAGGACAACAACCAGAGUGUAUAGGGACAGUCUACAGACACAUUUGACGGGUUGGGUCCACCUACCCAACACACCCCACCAUGCCUUUGGUGACGAGGAAUAUAGAGCCGCGGCACGUGUGUCGCCAGACCAUCCCUUCAACCAUCCGCAGUGAGCUGGAAUGUGUCACCAAUAUCAGCUUGGCCAACAUCAUCCGCCAACUCGGCAGCCUCAGUAAGCAUGCAGAGGAUGUGUUCGGGGAGCUGUUUGUCCAGGCUGGACAAUUUGCUGGUAGAGUAAAUUCACUGGGAGAAAGAGUGGAUCGUCUGCAGGUCAAAGUCACCCAGCUGGACCCCAAAGAGGAGGAGGUCUCUCUCCAGGCCAUCACUACUCGUAAGGCCUUCCGUAGCAGUGUGACCCAGGAUCAGCAGCUGUUCACCAGACCGUCUCUGCCAUUGCCUGUACAGGACACCUACACGACCUGUGAUCCACCUCCACCACUCAACCACCUCAGCCAAUACCGGGAGGAUGGCAAGGAGGCCCUGAAGUUUUACACUGAUCCCUCCUACUUCUUUGACCUGUGGAAGGAGAAGAUGCUGCAGGACACCAAGGACAUCAUGAAGGAGAAACGCAAGCACCGAAAGGAGAAGAAAGACCAUCUGAACCAAAGGACACUCAAUCCCCGAAAGAUCAAGACCAGGAAGGAGGAAUGGGAACGCCGAAAGAUGGGAGAGGAGUUUGUGGUGCCAAAGAAUGAAAUGAUGAAUUCUUCUGAGGGUCUCAAUGGCAGUAUUGGAUCUGGAGAUGGCUUCACUUCUGAAGGCCUCGAGCAGAGUACCAGCUCCUACGCUUAUGAUCCCGGCUCCCCUCUCCCUGGGUCUGGCUCCGAUGACUUCCUGCCUCCUCCACCUCCAGAUAUGGCGUACAACGAUGGACCAACCCAGAAGCGUGUCAGCGUGCUCAGUCCAACCCACCCACCUCCUGCUCCACCUAUGGCUUCUUCCCUGCCCAACUCCCGCCCCAACGUUGCUCCUCCCCCUGCACCUCCUCCCCCUCCUCCGCCCUCUGGGUUUGGUGUACCACCGCCUCCCCCUGGCUUCGACACCCCACCUUCCCCACCUCCUCUCUCCUCCUCUCCCACUGCUUAUCCCUCCCCACCUGCUCCCCCACCUCCACCUUCUCUGUCCACUGUUUCUCCUCCUCCACCGCCCAUGCUUACAGGUGGUGGUCCUCCACCUCCUCCUCCUCCACCACCACCUCCUCCUGGCCCUCCUCCCCCACCAUCCUUUAAUAACUCUGCUCCCUCUGGUGGUGGGGUGGCACCUAGCUCUGCUCCCAAACCGCAGCCAGCGCCAGAGCCAGCCGGGGACGCUCGCAGUGACCUGCUGCAGGCCAUCCGACAAGGUUUCAACCUGCGUAAGGUGGAGGCACAGCGGGAGCAGGAGAAGCGGGAUCACUUUGGCAACGAUGUGGCUGCCAUCCUGUCCCGUCGUAUUGCUGUGGAGUGCAGUGACAGCGAGGAUGACUCUUCAGAGUUUGAUGAUGACGACUGGUCUGAAUGAUCCUCAUCGCUUUUCACUUUCAGUAUCUCUCCUCAGCCUAAAACAACAUUCGAAAAUCACCACUCAGAUUACAUUCUUAAGUACCAGUGGAACAGAGGUCCAUGUUCUGUCUCUGUGUGUGAGUAAGACAGAGUUUGAGGGCAUGCGUGCACAUAAUAUGUACACGUGGCCUAUUACUAAUCACAUUCCUUGGCUCAUUUAUUUCUAUUUAUUCAAAAUGAUUCAGAUCAGAGGUGCAAAAUCUGAAUAUUUGACUGAGUCUAUGUGGUUGUAUCCCAAUUUCACAUUGCUGGAUGACACACCACUGCAGUUGAUGAGAGGGUGGUGUGUGAUGUGAUGCACGUCUCCCUGCUGAGUCUGUGCGUAAACACACCAUCCCUGUCCCUGUUUUAGUUUCUGUGAGAAUCAGGUGCCCUUUGCUGCAGGCCAAGUGCCUGAUUUUAUCUGCUUUAGUAAAUCAUGGCAAAGGAUGAAAGAGAGGUAGCACACACACACACACACACACACACACACACACAUGCAGGCAGCCUCUUCUGUACGCAGUAUUUGUAUGUAAUCAGUGGAAAGACACAAGGUGUUGAUGUCAAAACAUUCUCCCUUAUUCAUAGAUUAUAUGAUAUAGAUGUAAAGUUUAUAUUACAUAUUGAAUCAUAUCUACUAAAGAUUAUGCAGUCCCUUUAAACCCCUUUUAAAGCACAAGUUUUAUCACUUUUCCUCCCCUCACUUUUAUAGUCAGUCUUCUGUUUUUUUCUGUGGUUGUCAUGGGAGCAAUUGACUUGUGGAUGAGACACGGUUGUAGCUUAUAAACAAAUUCACAAAUGAAUUAUUCAGUGUGAUAUGGGAAGUAUUGGCUCAUGUCAGACACCUGGGGUGUUUGUUGAUGAGAUCACCGUACAGAACAUAUGGAGACAUUUAACACAAAUAUCAUGAUUCAUUUUGUACUGUGUUUCAGCUCUGUUACGUAUGUCUUCCUGCAUUUUUUUAACUGAACUUUUCUGGGCUUGAACUAGGCUUUGAUGCUUUAAUCAAUGAGUAGAAUCAGGCACCAUUUUGCCUUAUCCUGCUGCUUGAUGAAUAUCUGUUUUCAUUUUCAGUACAGGUUUGAUUUUGCUCAUCCACAUCCGUCACUGAUCAGCUUCUUCCAAAAAAAAAAAAAAAAAAAAAUUAACAGCUGCCAUUAAUGAGUCAGAUGUAGAACUGACUGAUGUUUAGUGUGGACCACAUAUGUUUCAAGUGCCUUCUAUUUUAAGUCUGUGUGUUAAAGCACAAUCACAGCAUGCUUAGCCAAAGUUCUGCUUCUACUGCCUUAAAUGUCCAAAUGAUUAUAGUUAUUUCAAUAAAGAUAGAGUGAAUUACA
Toxotes jaculatrix (banded archerfish) is the source of this 2971-nucleotide messenger RNA. It is a transcript of the gene wasf2, whose product is annotated as WASP family member 2. The transcript has 9 exons. The record is from RefSeq and is a predicted model, not a curated record. The coding region runs from base 154 to 1614 and encodes 486 amino acids. NCBI's taxonomy places the organism in Eukaryota, Metazoa, Chordata, Actinopteri, Toxotidae. Gene Ontology annotation, cellular component: cytoskeleton. Gene Ontology annotation, molecular function: Arp2/3 complex binding; actin binding; protein kinase A regulatory subunit binding. Gene Ontology annotation, biological process: positive regulation of Arp2/3 complex-mediated actin nucleation; actin cytoskeleton organization.